AUGCACCUCGCAAUUGCAGGAUCCGGCGACAUGGCCAGUUAUCUCGUCGAGGAGUUCACCGCAAAGGGCCAUCAUGUGGUAGUCUUAUCCCGCAGCCUGAAACCUCGAUUCGAAGGUCGUCCAAAGGUGACGCAGGUCGUAGUUGACUACUCAGUGGAGUCAAUCGUCAAUGCGAUUUCGGACUGUGAAGCCAUGAUCUCCACCAUUCUCGACUAUUCGGAGGGAUUUAUCGACAUUCACCUUGCCUUGAUCGAAGCGUGCAAGCAGAGCCGCCUCUGCAAACGCUUCAUUCCCUCUGAGUUUGGUGGCAACCUUGAAACCCACCCUCAUCAGCCCGAGUUCUACUUGUACACACGCGAGCCUGUCCGCAAGUUGCUCCGUGAGCAGACCGAAUUGGAAUGGACAUUGGUUUCUGUUGGCUGGUUGAUUGACUACGUCGUCCCGAGCAAGAAUCGAUACCUCAAGGACAUUGGGCCUGCGUUUCCAAUUGACGUCGCCAAUCAAACAAUGGUCAUCCCAGGCACUGGACGUGACUUGUUCAAUGUCACGUGUGCCCGUGAUGUAGCGAAGAGUCUUGUCGCUUUGUUGGAAAGUGACAAGUGGGCCGAAUACACCUACAUCACCGCGGAGAAGACAUGCUGGGAAGACCUCAGCCGCGCCUUCGCCGAGAAAUAUCCUGCCCUUUCUGUCUCGCACAAGGAUGUGGCGGAAAUUCGACAGGAGGCGGCGAGUGGAGGUGAUGACGCUGUUUUUGCUGAGUAUCAACUUUACUCUAUCACGGGGGCAGCUUGCUUCGAUGAUGCCACCGUCCAGGAUCAGAGGGAGAGAUAUUUCCAAGGCAUCCACUUUCGGAAAAUCCGGGAGCUCCUUGAAGCCGUCGAGAAGGAUGAUCAGGUGAUAGUCUGA
Molecule: messenger RNA, 906 nt
Organism: Penicillium griseofulvum
Lineage: Eukaryota; Fungi; Ascomycota; Eurotiomycetes; Eurotiales; Aspergillaceae
Exons: 1
Coding region: 1-906 (301 amino acids)
Source: RefSeq, a predicted model, not a curated record